AAAAUUUCAUUUUAAGGAAAAAUGAUUAAUGUUAAUUUUCCGGUAGACUUCAACAUUAAUAAUUCAAUGAAAAAAACCUUGAGAUUUCUAAAUUGUUCCUCGCUUCAUGUGAGCGGAUUGACCUCAGUCGACAGUGGACAAAAUCAUAUCUCUAUACAUAGUUGUCACCAUGGAACUUUCCGUUAUAUAACUUUAAUUGCUCCAGAUGAAAGUCCUAAUACCGAUGGCAUUGAUAUAUCCAACUCAAACAACAUUGAAAUUUCGAAGAGCAACAUCAGAACGGGUGACGAUUGUAUUGCAAUUAAUGGUAGUAGCUCUUAUAUCAACAUCACUGAGCUGACUUGUGGCCCGGGCCAUGGCAUAAGUGUUGGGAGCUUAGGUAAAAAUGGAACAAAAGCUGAAAUUGAAGAAAUACAUGUAAAGAAUUGCACAUUCAACGGAACACAAAAUGGAGCAAGGAUCAAAACAUGGCAGACCGCUGCGGUUCAAAUAAGUGAUAUUACGUUCAGAGACAUUCAGGGGACAUCGAACAAAACAAAUGUGAUCAAAUUAAGCUGCAGCGAAACACUCGGUUGCACCAAUAUUUUGGUAGAGAAUGUCAACUUAACAUCAACUGCUGAAAGCAAGGAAGCCUAUUCCUCUUGCGUCAAUGCUCACGGAAGAAGUUCGCAAUCAAUUCCUCCAAUUGACUGCCUCUUAGGCUGAGCCCGCAUAAGUUUCCGCCUGGUGCUUUGGGUGAAGAUGAACACCAAAUUCGCCCAUAUUUUUAGUUGUGUGUGUUCUCAUAAAAUUUCCACCUCUAUAAAAAUCAAGUUUAUAGAGCACUUUAAGGUUUUGGAAAAUUUUAGAGUUAUUGAAAGUCUCUGAAUUAUUUUUAAUAUUUAACUCGUAUUUGUGUCUAAUUAAAAUCUUAUGCAAGA
Messenger RNA from Rubroshorea leprosula, 920 nucleotides. The record is from the annotation of a GenBank genome assembly. NCBI's taxonomy places the organism in Eukaryota, Viridiplantae, Streptophyta, Magnoliopsida, Malvales, Dipterocarpaceae.